CAAUUCCCAAAUUUUUAUUGUAACUUAACCCCACACAUAUCUCUGUUUCUUUCUCCCUGAGGCGUACACAUUGCAUUGUAUAUUGGUUUUCUUCAAAGAAGCCUCUGAAUGGGAAGUGUUUCAAGUGGAGGACUUCUCUUGAGGUGGGCGUCAAGUAGUUAAUUCGAGGAAAAUGGUGAGUCAAUUAGUUCACAAGUUGCUAGGUGCAUUAUGAGAUCUUAAAGCUCAAUGGAAGGUGGGUUUGGGUUGGAGGUAAUAGGCGCAAAAAAAGUAAUUGAGGGAGGUGGUGGCUGGGAACUUGUUGUCAAAGCAUGAUGGAAGAACGAUGAAUGAAGGAAAAGAAUGGAGGGGAGAGGAACUGUGUUGAAGGAAAGAGAAAAUUGAAAGAAUGGAGAAGGUAGAAGAGAAAAAGAGGCAUAUGUGACCUGAUAUAAAAAAUGAGUCAACAAGGAAAGCAUAGAAUACUAAUGGUGUCCGACUUUUUCUACCCCAAUUUUGGUGGAGUAGAGAAUCACAUUUAUUAUCUGUCGCAGUGCUUGAUAAAGCUUGGCCACAAGGUGGUUGUUAUGACCCAUGCUUAUAAAAAUCGUUCAGGAGUGCGGUACAUGACUGGUGGAUUGAAAGUAUAUUAUGUUCCAUGGAAACCGUUUCUUAUGCAGAACACAUUGCCUACAUUUUACGCAACACUCCCAAUCGUAAGAACAAUUUUGAUCCGAGAAAGGAUAUCAAUAGUGCAUGGACACCAAGCCUUUUCAACUCUAUGUCACGAAGCUCUAAUGCACGCUCGCACAAUGGGAUACAAAGUUGUAUUUACCGAUCAUUCCCUUUAUGGUUUUGCUGACGUGGGGAGCAUUCAUAUGAACAAGGUUUUGCAAUUUACUCUAGCAGAUGUGAGCCAGGCUAUAUGUGUUUCUCACACGAGUAAGGAAAAUACAGUUUUGAGGUCUGGACUGCCACCUGAAAGGGUUUUUGUUAUUCCAAAUGCUGUUGACACGGCUAUGUUCAAGCCUCCUCCAAACCGACUCAGCAGUGACGAAAUUGUUAUUGUUGUGAUAAGUCGGUUGGUUUACCGGAAAGGGGCAGAUCUGCUUGUUGAAGUCAUCCCUGAAGUAUGCAGAUUGCAUCCAAAUGUACGUUUCAUUGUUGGUGGAGAUGGACCUAAACGAGUGAGGUUGGAAGAGAUGAGGGAGAAGCACUCUCUUCAAGAUCGGGUAGAUAUGUUGGGUGCUGUUCCACAUGCUCAAGUACAGUCAGUUUUGGUGAAUGGACAUAUCUUCCUAAACAGUUCCUUAACAGAAGCAUUUUGUAUAGCCAUAUUGGAAGCUGCUAGUUGUGGACUAUUGACUGUCAGUACACGCGUGGGUGGUGUCCCAGAGGUUCUUCCAGAUGAUAUGGUUGUUCUUGCAGAGCCAGAUCCUACUGACAUGGUAAUGGCAAUCACCAAGGCAAUAGACUUGCUUCCCCAGAUUGAUCCACAAGCAAUGCACAAUCGUAUGAAGAAACUCUAUAGUUGGCAUGAUGUUGCCAAAAGGACAGAGAUCGUAUAUGACCGGGCUUUCAGAUGUUCCAAUCAGAAUCUCUUAGAACGUCUACCGAGGUACCUCUCUUGUGGGGCUUGGGCUGGCAAACUCUUUUGCAUGGUCAUGAUCAUUAAUUUUUUGUUCUGGGGUUUCUUGCAACUGUGGCAGCCUGAUAAGGACAUUGAGGUCGUGCCUGAUAUUGAUCUCACUAGCUCUCAAAGUGGAGAACACAUAUACGGUCCCUGUGCGAAUGAUUGUUAGAAAUCGUUGCUCGCCUAAACAGUCAGGUUUAUUAGUCUGGAGAAGAUCGACAUCCUUUUUUAGCCAUACAUCGUCACUUUUUACAUUUUUAAUCCCGGAUAAUUUGUAUUUAUAUAGUGCGGAGGGGUGGCUGGUCCCCUUCUAUUCUAUCGCUUGCUGUUUGAUUUGGUUCCGUCUGUCUGUCGUAAGAAAGUAGUUACGACAAGUACUGAUUGUUGUAU
Molecule: messenger RNA, 2002 nt
Organism: Sesamum indicum (sesame)
Lineage: Eukaryota; Viridiplantae; Streptophyta; Magnoliopsida; Lamiales; Pedaliaceae
Product: phosphatidylinositol N-acetylglucosaminyltransferase subunit A
Biological process (GO): GPI anchor biosynthetic process
Cellular component (GO): glycosylphosphatidylinositol-N-acetylglucosaminyltransferase (GPI-GnT) complex
Molecular function (GO): phosphatidylinositol N-acetylglucosaminyltransferase activity
Source: RefSeq, a predicted model, not a curated record